Messenger RNA from Hydatigera taeniaeformis, 246 nucleotides. The record is from the annotation of a GenBank genome assembly. NCBI's taxonomy places the organism in Eukaryota, Metazoa, Platyhelminthes, Cestoda, Cyclophyllidea, Taeniidae.
AUGAUCCUCAUGUCCACCACCAACGCCAGACCGGUGGACUAUAGCGAGGAAGCGAAUGAUGAGGUGUUUCCACGAUGGCGACGUCCCUUCUUCAAUCCCUACCCCUCAUGGAUAGCCUUCUUGAAAAAGGUCUAUCGCAGUCGUCAUGGCAUUGAAAGUGCUGACCAAUUGGACAAACGACCCUUCUUCACUGCAUUCCCCAAUUACAACACUGCAAGUGGACGGAGGUGGUCGGACACGAUGUGA